GAGGAGAAAGCAGAGAAAGAAGAAAACUCCGGGGGGACGGAACGACUCAAACAACAGAAGAGACAGAAAAGGCAGUUUGUGGUGUUUUCAUGGGAGUUUGUGCUUCUGGUUCUUCUGGCUCGGGCGUGGAGGACCUGGUCCGUGUGUGACGUCAUUAUCUCCCUCGUUCCUGGUGCACGGGGCCGUUAGCCUAGCCUGUUAGCUGUCCGGGACCACUGGUACCGCACCGGGGACACCUGGUUCUGCUACUGGGAACACUGGUUCCCUUACUGGAGCAUUGGUACCGCUACUGGGACCCCUGGUUCCGUUACCGGGACAACCAGGCCGUGUACCGGCCUCACUGGGACCGCGUGGCGGGCUGAGCGGGCUGAGCGGGCUUCUCCGGGUCGUGUACCGGGUACCAGGACCGGGACCAGCAUGUCCAGGGCGGAGCUGCUGCGGCGGCUGGUGCAGCAGCGGCUGACCCAGGCCGCCGAUGAGAUCUGCGACCUGUUCAUCCGAACCCUGGAGGAGGCGGAGCAGGCGCGGAGGGAGAGCGAGGCUGCCCCCCCCACAGACCUCCAGCUGGUGUCAAAGGAAACGCCAGUCCCUCCGAUACAGUGGACGAUCACUUCAGACCACGAGAGCCAGGAUCUCCCACAGCCGGAAAAAAACUUGGAGGUGUGCCCCAGUCAGAACAUGCAUACGAAUAUCAAUAUCAACUUCUCCAACGUCCAGGUAAAGGUCGAGAAGGAAGACCAACCAUGCGAUGUUCAAGAUCACCUGGUGCUGGUAAACGGGGGGGAACCGCAGAGAUGGGGGACACCCGCAGGUCCCCCGGAGCUCCCGGAGGGCGAACAAAUGGAGCAGCAGGGACCUGAGCAGGUCAGCCAGCAGGACAGUUGGCCUGCUUUGAAGCAGGAGCAGCAGGGAUGGGAGCUUUCUGUGAAGUCGGAGCCUCUGGAGCCGCAGUUCAACAGCGCUCUGCAAGAUGACUCCACAAGCUCUAAGAUGGGUGAACAACCAGCAUGGUGGCAGUCCGCACAUCACAAACAAAACUCAGAUGAGGAGGAAGGAGAUGACGGAGACGUCUCUUUACCGACCUCCAACUCCUCUGACUGUAAGACCGAAGACAGUGACGAUGACGAUUGGCACAAAUCAAAGACGGCAAAGAAGAAGAACAGAGGAGCUUCCAAUCAGGAGCCAGCUGGUCCCGGUUCGACUGCUGAACCAGAACCACCUGCUGUUCUGACGACUGAAGACAAGACCGAUGACUCGUCUGACCAAGUAACCGAGGACAGCGACGAAGAGUUCCUGCCGGUCAAACGUUCAGGUUCAAUGAACAAGAAAUCCAAACAGAGUCCUGAAUGUUCUUCAGAACAUGAGCCCGAGAAAAAGAAAAGUAAGAUGCGCACACUCAAAGCUGAUUACGGACCAAUAACCUGUCCACGCUGUAAGAAAACCCUCAUGUACAAAUCCAGCCUGGCGAGGCACCUGGAGAACUGCUGCAAAAAGAGCGGUUCAUCACGGAAAAGAGGAGCUGAUAAGAUGAUGGACCCGUCCGAAUCCCAGGGUGUGAUUUUCCAGUGUUCCUUGUGCAGUAAAAGCUUCCAAAGCAGUGUGUUCCUGGAACUGCAUCUGAGGAUGCACGCAGGAACAUUGAAGCUGAACGCUCCUGGUAGCAGCACAGCAUCGGGCGGAUCAGGUGGAGAUAAGUAAAGUCAUAGGUGGAGCUGCUGUGCCAGAGGAGAUCAGUGGCUGCUUUGUUCCCACCGACCUGAUCCACCAGAACCAAGCUGACAACUGUCGUCUUGUCAGAAGGACGUGUUAAUCCAUCCUUCAGUAGCUCCAGACUUUGAUGAAACAUGAUGUUGAUGUUUAAGAUGGCAUUUAAUUCUUUUUUUUUGUUGUUUUUAGUCUUGGACUGCUUCAAAAACUCAAUCUGUUCAGGAAGUUACGGUUCUACAGACUUCUAUGCUUAAAGUGAGGUCUUAUGGGAUUUCAUGAGUUCUGACGUUGAGCUGAGGUCUUAAACUCUGAGGUCUUAAACUCUGAGGUACCCACCAAACUCUGAGGAAGAGGAACUGGAAGGUGAUGAGGCAUCCGCGCUGGUGAUGAUGGCACACUAACAAGGAAACAUGGAGCCAGGGCACGGGCCUCUUUCCGACUCCGACGUCCUGGAAAGUGGUCAUUAGUGGUCAUUAAGAUUAGCACAAAACGGCAGGUCUGGAUCCAGACCCCGGCGGUCAGGAGAGGAGGACCUGUGAAGGCGGAGAGCAGAGGACAGGGCGUCAGGGUGUCCCCUCCUCCUGCACCAGCAGGUUCAGACGACCCGGGUUUGUCCGCGGGACCUCUGAAGUGAAAGGACGUGUCUGGUCGUCAGAGGGACGGUUAUUGUGACCUGGUGUUUCCUCCACCAGCACAGACUCCAACCUGCUUCCAUUCAUGUGGUUUCAAACACCAACUCAGUAUAUCCUACAAAACACCUGCAGAACCUUCAACCCUAAAUGCUGCAGACACAGGAAGUUUGGACUCAGCUUCUGCAUUUUUAUAGUUUUUUUGUUUUUUAUACAUGUUUGUCUAGAACUUAGUGAUGAACUUGCAGAGAGUCAUACAUGGAGUAGUGUUGUAAAUGGAGGAACUUUUUAUUAUCCAGAGGACGAGUGGCUUUGAUCAGCCGGGGUUCAGGUCUCUCAACUGUGUCCGUUCUCUGACUCAGGGCAAUCCCAGUUGCAGGUUUGUGAUUUUUGGGUUCUUGGCGUCAUCCCCAUGGAACGUUUCAGGGAUUACAGCUCUUCUAAUAAAAAGUUUUAACAC
Messenger RNA from Cololabis saira (Pacific saury), 2796 nucleotides. RefSeq names its product zinc finger E-box-binding homeobox 1-like. The coding region runs from base 418 to 1698 and encodes 426 amino acids. The transcript is spliced from 3 exons. Lineage: Eukaryota; Metazoa; Chordata; Actinopteri; Beloniformes; Belonidae. The record is from RefSeq and is a predicted model, not a curated record.